Salvia hispanica is the source of this 2152-nucleotide messenger RNA. RefSeq names its product mitochondrial inner membrane protein OXA1-like. Gene Ontology annotation, molecular function: membrane insertase activity. Gene Ontology annotation, cellular component: mitochondrial inner membrane. Lineage: Eukaryota; Viridiplantae; Streptophyta; Magnoliopsida; Lamiales; Lamiaceae. Gene Ontology annotation, biological process: protein insertion into mitochondrial inner membrane from matrix. The record is from RefSeq and is a predicted model, not a curated record.
GAAAAUGCAGAAAAUAGUAUUCCGAAAUACCAAUAAUGCAAAUUCUCAGCACCACCACCAAUGACACCUCGAAAAACCCUAAACCCUAAUUGUCCGGAGAUAUUCUCCCUUGAAUUGAAUCCACACGGAACGCAUUGAUGGCUUUCCGACGGAGCGUCGCCGCGCGCGCUAACACUCUCUAUCAGCAGCAGCGAGUCGCCGUUCCAUUCUCGCACAUCGAUCGCGACGAUGGCGACAGCGAAAAUUUACCCCGUCAUAGCCCUAUUUACAAUGGCAGUGGGAUCCCCGACAUUCUGCGGCAGCGCAGGCAGUUCGCGGCCGGACCAAAUCUAGGAGGUUUUCACGGAUCGAGGAAUUUGUUCCAGGAUCGGAGAUUUGCAAUUCCAGCUGUUUCCGCGGCGGCUUCUGUGAGGAAAAUGUCAACUCUUGAAGAUGGGGCGGGUGGUGACAACAUUGAGAUAAUGACUUACAUGGAGGAUGUGCAGGUGGCACGGGCGGCCCCGGCGGUGGGUGAGGUGGCAGCUGCGGCGGCAGACUCGUUCUUGCCUGUGGCUGCACUGCAAUACUUGAUAGAUUACGUGCACAAGUUUACAGGGCUGAAUUGGUGGUCUGCAAUUGUUGUUACAACGGUAUUGAUCCGGACGCUUCAACUUCCUUUUACAAUUCAUCAUAUUAAAGCUACUUCAAAAUUCACUCUUAUAAGGCCCAAAUUGGAGGAGAUUCAGCAAGAAAUGAAAGAUAGGGAUAUGAGUCCUGCUGCUGUGCUUGAAGGCCAGGCUAAAAUGAAAAAACUAUUUAAAGAAUAUGGCGUGACACCGUUCACCCAUUUAAAAGGAAUUCUAUUUAUUGGACCUGUAUUUACCUGUUUCUUCUUAGCAAUCAAGAACAUGGUGGAAAAGGUCCAGUCUUUCCAGCAGGGAGGAGCAUUCUGGUUUACUGAUUUGACUACCCCGGAUACAAUGUAUAUUUUUCCAGUUUUGUCGGCAUUGACAUUUUGGAUAAUGCUGGAGUGCAAUGCUCAAGAAGGUUUGCAAGCCAAUCCAGCUGCCAAAACCAUCAAGAACGUCUUGGGAGUCUUUGCAGCUUUGAUGGUCCCUCUAACUGCAAGUUUCUCUAAGGCUAUAUUCUGCUACUGGAUCACCUCAAAUCCGUAUUCCGCCGCGUACGGAUUGGUUAUAAAGAAGCCUGAGGUGAAGAAGAUGUUGGGAAUCCCGGAUAUUCCAGUACCACCGCCGUCAGCUAAUCAGAAACCCGGUGAAUCAUUUUUCGAGGUGCUGAAGAAGUACAAUGCUGCCCAACGGCAGUUGAAUCCUUUACCGCCCCCAACAGAUAGAUCUCUAUCCCCACCACAGCAGUCUUCAUCACCAUCAUCUGCUCCACCGCCGUCAGCUAAUCAGAAACCCGGCGAAUCAUUUUUCGAGGUGCUGAAGAAGUACAAUUCUUCCCUGCAGCAGUUGAAUUCUUUACCGCCUCCAACAGAUAGAUCUCUAACCCCACCAGAGCAGUCUUCAUCACCAUCAUCUGCUGAUGAAAUGUCAAAGCCAGGAAGUCGGAAGUUACGGUCAACGCCGUCAUCGGCGCUUAGCCGGAGGAUUAAAAAGUUAGGUAAAGAGGUCAAGGGAAGGAAGAAAGGGAAUAAGAGAUCUUCCGGGUGAUGGAAAACUAAGAAAUAUAUAACCAAAGAAAUAUAAGUAGUUAUUUUUAAUAAUGCAAAUUUAAUCUCAUUCUGAUGUGAUCCUCGUCUCGACCACGAAGCUACGCACGAGAAGAGGAAACAUAGCUUGGCCCGAAGUCUUGAGUUGGAUUAAACGAGUAGAAGAAGUUAUGAUUUCCUAUUAUUUAGGAGCUAAUAAGUUUAGUUAAAAAAUAUUGGGUUUUAUCUAUCUCAAUAAUAGGAUUUAAUAUUUAAAUUAGGUAUUCUAUAUUAGGUCUUAGGAUUUACGUGUAGUUAGACAUUUGUUAGGAUUUGGUUAGGCUAUUAUUUUAAUAAUUAUAUUAUGUUAGAAUUAAGAUUAAUAGUUAUCUAAUUAAGAGAUUUAUUAGAUUUUUAGGUUUCAUAUUUGCCUAUAAAAGGCGUGUAAUAUGAGUCGAGAAAGAGAAGUUUUUUGGUGAUGAAUAAUAUUUUGUGAUUUAGAGUCUUUGAUUCUUUUUC